Pipra filicauda (Wire-tailed manakin) is the source of this 3407-nucleotide messenger RNA. RefSeq names its product leucine rich repeat, Ig-like and transmembrane domains 2 (gene LRIT2). The record is from RefSeq and is a predicted model, not a curated record. Bases 14 to 1636 code for a protein of 540 amino acids. Gene Ontology annotation, molecular function: protein binding. The transcript has 2 exons. Lineage: Eukaryota; Metazoa; Chordata; Aves; Passeriformes; Pipridae.
GAGUUUGCUCUGCAUGUCUGCACUGCUGAGGCAGAUCCCUGCAAACAUCCCUCAGGACAUCCGGAAAAUUAGAAUCGAAAAUUCUCACCUAACAGAAUUGCCUCGUGGGUCUUUUGAGAAUGUUAGUGCCUUGGAGUAUCUCUGGCUCAAUUUUAACAACAUCACAGUCAUGCACAUCAAGAGCCUGGAAUAUCUGCCAGCUCUGCAGGAGCUGCGCUUGCAAGGGAACAAAUUAAGUUCAGUGCCAUGGACAGCAUUUCAAGACACCCCGACUCUGAAAAUCCUGGAUCUGAAGCACAACCGGCUGGAUGUCCUUCCAGAACACGCACUCCGCUAUCUGCCCAACCUGACCUAUUUAGAUCUAUCCUCAAAUCAGCUUACCAUCAUAUCCAGGGAUGUCUUCUACAACUGGCCUGUCUACCAGAGAAGCCAGAGGACAGAGGGGCAGAUAGAAGCUAUUUCCAAUGCUGUUCUGGCCCUCCACGACAACCCCUGGAUUUGCGACUGUCGCCUGCGGGGAUUUGUCCAAUUUAUCAAGUCGGUUGGCCCACCUAUUAUUCUGAUGAAUUCCUAUUUAACGUGCUCAAGCCCAAAAUUCAGGACAGGGAAGUUUUUUCAUGAAGUGGAGCUUAAUAACUGCAUGAAACCCCUGACCUCAGCCCUUGACACCAAUCUGACAGUCCCAGCGGGGCUAAACAUCACCCUGACCUGCUUUGUGGAAGCCAGUCCAUCCCCUGCUGUCUGGUGGACCUAUGCACUCAAACUUUUAAGGGCAUUUAAUGGGGCCCUACCUGUUGACACAACUUCCCUCUGCCUCUCUGCAGUGACCACUGAGCCCAUCAGCGAGGAAACCGUCCGCUCUGAGCUGCUGAUCCCAGCGGCACGGCCAGCAGACACCGGCAACUACACCUGUACAGCUGCCAACUUCUUGGGUAACACCUCAGUGGCCAUCAACCUCCGUGUGGUGGCCCCAUGGGCAUCCACCACUCCCCGGGGCUGGGCCCCCAUCGCCCCCGCUGAGCCGGGUGCCCAUGUGGAAGUGCGCAUUGCCAAGCAGACGGUCUACGGCAUCACCCUGGAGUGGUUUGCAGCAGCGGCGGCAGCAGCAGAGCCGGGGGAGACCUGGUACACCCUCCUGGUGGGCCGCUAUGACGCCGCCCAGAAGGACACCAUCUACAUUGGCCCUGGGGUCAACACCUACUCGGUGACCGACCUGCUGCCCGCCACCAAAUAUGAGGUCUGCGUGGCCGUGCGCAACCAGGCUCCCCGCAAGGGCCAGUGUGUCGUCUUUGUCACGGGCAGCGACGUCAGCCAGAUGGAGCAGCGUGAGAAGCUCAUCCACAUCGUGGUCAUCGUGUGCGCCAUGGUGCUGGCCGUGCCGGCCGGCAUGUACGCCUGCACCGCUGAGGCCCUGCCCGGCUGCCUGGCCCGCUGCCCCAGAGCCUGCCCCCGCCGCCGCCGCGGGGGCCAGGCACAGGCUGCUGGCAGCAAGGAGAGCACGCUGGACAGCAUUCCCGCCGGCAGCGAGGACGGGCUCUGCCGCCCCGAGGACAUCCGCGGCACUCGGCGGCCCCCAGCCCGUGAGGAGCCUGGCAAGACCCGGCCACCCCACAGGAACAGCGCCGACCUCUACUAGCACAGCCCCUGCCCGCCCUGCGAGCGCGGCCACAGCAGCACCUUUCACAGACCACCUCGAGCCACAGUGUGUGCUGGUUUUCUCGAAGGACCAUGCGAGGGCGGCUCUGUGCUGCAAGGACUCGGGGCACGGUGGGACACAUGACUGUUGUUUGCAGCAGGCUUGGGGAGCCCUGGGAAUGGAGGUGCCUGGCGUGUCCGGCCGCAGGUGUGGAGGUGUGCCUCCACAGCCCUGGGCUGCCCCUGCAGCACUGUCAUGGAGCAACGCACACUGACACAACAAGAAAACCGGCAUUGACAAAAAAACAACCCCCAAACCAGUAUCAAUGCUUCUGGACAAAGGUCAAAGGUCUCCCUGCACUCACUCACAGAGGCACGUCUUUAGUUAUUUGUUCUUCUUGCUCGCAGCUCUGCCCAGCGCCAGGUGCCAGCUUCUCCUGUGUGCCACCUCCUGGGAAUGGACAGGGGAGCUGAGCAGGGCUGUGGCCGUAGCCAGCAAUGAGUGGUGGGGAGGACUGGGUGAACACGAUGGAGAAAUUUUUUUUUACUUUGAGAAAAAUUUUUUUAUUUUGAACAGAGGUGUUGGGUUUGGGGUGGGUUUUUUUGUUCCGCUUUGUUUUGUGGUCUUUUUUCUUACUCCUCCUUAAGGUUUAUGCAGCCCUAGGAGAUUCACAGCUUUGGUUGUACCACAAACAGGAAAACUGCAAGUGCUUACCGAACACCCCAGUGUAAUACAGCCACAGCACAAGAUUUCGUGGUUUUUGCAUUAUUUUGGUUUUGAGUUUUUUUUGUAUUAGAGAGAAGGGGCAGGCUUUUUACUUGUGUCCAAACAUAUAUUAGAGGACUGUUUUAGCUUCAGACUAACUAGUGCACACACACACACACGCGCAUGCACACUCUAACACACACUUGUGCCUAUUGCUACACAAGUGUUGUUAAUAUAUUCUUUAAAGUUAGGAACCAGAGCCGGUGAAAAAUGAACAAUUUGUCUUUCAGAGGCAAAUACUGAACUGCUGUUUCCCCUCCCACGCUCCCCAUCACUUGCACCCCUUUUCCCAGGAUGGUGCUGUGGCUGCAGGGGGUGAUGGGGAUGCUCAGCCUGAACAGGCUGGUGAGGCAAGUGGACAGAGGCAGAGAACAUGGUGGAGCAGGGGUUUGGGAGCUGGAGGUGCAAACCAGGCACUUUCCCUAAAUGCAGACAGGUGCCUGCCCAUCCCACUGCUUUGAAGCCAAAGCUUGCUUCCUUGGUAGAGGCAAAAAAGCCCUAAUAAGCACCUAAAAGAAACAGCUUCCUGCUUGCAGAGCAGCUCACCGCUGUGAUUCUCAGGAGUCUGAGGACAUGUGACCUAUUAUUUUUCUUGGUUUGACCUCACGCUUUCCAGCACAACCAAAGCAUGUGGCCCACAGACCCACAGCCAUUGUCAUAUGCGUUGUUAUAGAUUGUCUAAAAAAUAAAAAUCUACAGUAGGCACCCCAGCUGUAAGCAGCGAUAGAACCUAAUGUGAGCUUCAUGCUGUGGUAGUUUGGAUUUCUAGUUGUAUUUUGUUUUUUGGUGUGUGUUUUCCACGCUGUGUCUCCUCAGGCCCCAUGUUUCCUCUCCCAGCACCUCCUUCUGCUGUAACAUGCUGCACAGCUUUUGAACAGAGACCUGUUUUGUCACUGCGGACUCUUGGUGUGAAUACUUCACAGGACUUCCUAGUCUUGUCAGUCUUUUAGUGUCAAAGCAAUAAACACGACAGAUUUUCAGAAUACACAGAUGUCCUCUGCUUCCU